CAUCAAACUCUCUCUCUCUCUCUCUCUCACACGCACACAGACACAACACCCACCAAGGGCUCCUUCUCUCUCUUCGCUUUCCUCCCUCGUUUUCCUGUUGGCGUGCUGAGAGCAAGUUCCGGCUCGAUCACUCGGAACCCUAGUUCUUAUUCACUCGCGGGAAAGUUUUGAGGGAGCACAAGAGAAGUAAAGAUGUGGAAGCUUAAGAUUGGAGAGGGAGCGAACGACCCCUACCUGUUCAGCCUGAACAACUUCGUGGGGAGGCAGAUAUGGGAGUUCGACCCGGAGGCCGGGACUCCCGAGGAAAGGGCCGAGGUCGAGGCCGCCCGCCAGAACUUCUACAACAACCGCUUCAAGGUCCGCCCCAGCUCCGACCUCCUCUGGCGGUUCCAGUUCCUGAGGGAGAAGAAGUUCAAGCAGACGACCCCUCCGGUGAAGAUCGAGGACGGCGAGGAGAUCAGCUACGAGAAGGCGACCGCCGCCGUGCGGCGGGCCGUCAGCUUCUGGUCUGUUCUGCAGUCCGACCAUGGCCACUGGCCCGCCGAGAACGCCGGCCCCAUCGCCUUCUACUUCCCUCCCCUGGUCAUGAGUCUGUACGUGACCGGACAUCUGAACACCGUCUUCCAUGCCGAGCACCGCCGGGAGAUCCUCCGCUACAUUUACUACCAUCAGAACGAAGAUGGUGGCUGGGGACUCCACAUUGAAGGCCACAGUACGAUGAUCGGGACGGUCCUCAACUACGUCUGCAUGCGCCUUCUCGGCGAAGGGCCCGAUGGAGGACUCGACAAUGCUUGCGAGAGAGGGAGGAAGUGGAUCCUCGACCGCGGCGGUGCCAUCAAAACCGCCUCCUGGGGCAAAACUUGGCUCGCGAUCAUUGGUUGUUAUGAAUGGGCUGGAUCCCACCCAAUGCCCCCAGAGUUUUGGGACUUCCCUUCAUUCAUGAGUCCAGCACAAAUGUUCUGCUACUGCCGUCUGACUUACAUGCCCAUGUCGUAUCUGUACGGGAGAAAGUUUGUCGGUCCCAUCACCCCUCUCAUCAAGCAAAUCAGAGAAGAAAUCUACAACGAACCUUAUGAUCAAAUCUCGUGGUGGAAAGUCCGCCACUUAUGCGCACCGGAAGAUGCACACUAUCCUCACACGAGAUUGCAGACCCUCAUGUGGGAUACUCUCUACUUUGGCACCGAGCCUCUUCUCAACCGAUGGCCAUUCAAGAAGAUUAGGGAUAUUGCCAUUCAGAAAACAAUGGAGCACAUUCAUUAUGAGGAUGAGAACAGCAGAUACAUUACCAUCGGUUGCGUGGAAAAGCCAUUGAUGAUGCUUGCUUGUUGGGUCGAGGAUCCACAUGGGGAAGCUUUUAAGAAGCAUCUAUCCAGAGUCGCAGAUUAUGUCUGGGUUGGAGAAGAUGGAAUUAAGAUGCAGAGCUUUGGAAGUCAAGUGUGGGAUUGUGGUCUCAGCCUUCAAGCGGUGCUUACUAGCGAUCUCAUCGAUGAAUUUGGCCCUGUCCUUAAGAAAGGACAUGAAUUUCUGAAGGAAUCUCAGAUUGACCGAAACCCCUCUGGCGACUUAAAGAAAAUGUACCGUCACAUUUCCAAAGGAGCAUGGGCUUUCUCGGACAAAGAUCAUGGAUGGCAAGUUUCGGAUUGCACGGCAGAAAGUUUGAAGUGUUGCCUACUUUUCGCUAUGAUGCCGCCGGAAAUUGUUGGACAAAAGAUGGAACCUGAGAAGCUGUAUGAUGCUGUCAAUGUUAUCCUCUCUUUACAGAGCAAGAAUGGUGGUAUGUCAGCCUGGGAGCCAUCAGGAGCUGGAUCAUGGCUAGAGUGGCUUAACCCGGUGGAGUUUCUUGAGGACCUCGUUAUUGAAUACGAGUACGUGGAGUGUACUUCAUCUUCAAUCCAGGCAUUACUUCUGUUUAGGAAGUUACACCCUGGGCACAGGAAGAAGGAGAUCGACAAGUUCAUUGUGAAUGCUACUCAGUUCAUUCUAGACAUUCAAAAGCCCGAUGGUUCGUGGUAUGGCAAUUGGGGCAUUUGCUUCAUCUAUGGCACUUGGUUUGCGCUAGUUGCCCUGGAGGCUGUCGGCAGGACUUACGAAAACUGUGAAGCUGUGCGCAGAGGGGUUGAAUUUCUGCUUAACACUCAGCUUGAAGAUGGCGGUUGGGGAGAGAGCUACCUUUCAUGCCCCACAAAGUCUUACAAGCCUCUUGGUCACACAAACUUGAUACAUACGUCACUGGCCAUGAUGGGUUUGAUCCAUGCUGGACAGGUUGAGAGAGAUCCCACACCUAUUCACCGGGGCGCGAAGAUCCUGAUCAACGCUCAACUAGAUGAUGGCGAUUUCCCUCAACAGGAGCUGAUGGGUGUCUUCAUGAGGAACUGCAUGCUGCACUACUCGGCCUACCGGAACAUCUUCCCCACCUGGGCCCUCGCAGAGUACCGCCGAUUCGUGCCCUUGCCUUCCAAAGGACACUAGAUCUGACCCCGUUCCCUCCACAAGCGCGGCAAGCACGGGGGACAAGCCCAAUAAACAAAGAGUCGAAGUAACGUUUUCAUGUAUAGAUGUUCACGUGCUUUGGUGUAAAUCCCGCCCGAAAUAACCUUAAGCCUUAAGCGCCCCCACCACAAGAUGCAAUGUCUGUAUUCCCUUGUUACUAUUACUUCAGCUGUAAUGUCCUGGACGACAUGGAAAGUCAUGGACCCUCCCUCACUCUCAAAGUGGAAGUCGAACCCAGAAGAGAGAGAGGCGUCUUCUUGUAAGCGAGAUGGAUAUUCUUUUUCCUUGGCAAAAUGAAAAUAACUAGAUCUUCUGUGGAAUAA
Syzygium oleosum is the source of this 2813-nucleotide messenger RNA. Its product is annotated as beta-amyrin synthase-like. The record is from RefSeq and is a predicted model, not a curated record. Gene Ontology annotation, biological process: triterpenoid biosynthetic process. The transcript is spliced from 19 exons. Bases 193 to 2469 code for a protein of 758 amino acids. Gene Ontology annotation, molecular function: beta-amyrin synthase activity. Gene Ontology annotation, cellular component: lipid droplet. Lineage: Eukaryota; Viridiplantae; Streptophyta; Magnoliopsida; Myrtales; Myrtaceae.